AUGAUCAAGUCUGCAACAGGAAAAAAAGGAGACAUAGAUGUCGUGGAUGGAUCUCUUGACCAAACAUUUCCGACACACGAUCCAGAUUCUUUUCCUGUACCCCAUGAGUAUUACCAAGAGAGUUCUCAGGUAAAUGGAUUCAAAAGCUAUACGGAUGUUUACCAAUAUUUACGUGAUCCUAAACACAAGCGAACAAAGGAGGCUUUGAAGUCGGAGAAUCACUACGCCAAGACAUUCUUGGGCCGGCCGAAAUUCUCUACACUACAUCGUGAGCUUUGUCGUGAGAUUAGAUCGAUGGUGGGCGCAACAGAAACCUCACUACCAGUUUUGGAAGGAAAUUUUUGGUAUUAUACACGAUACGAAGAAAAUGAGGAUUAUCCGCUUCACUGUCGCCGGCCGUGUGAUCUAAAGCAUGGUAUAAAUGAAAACUUUCUUCAAGAGGUUUGCGAGUGGCAAGGGACUCACCCAAAGGGCGAACCGCUUCCCAGGUACUCGGACGAGGUUAUUUUUCUUGAUCUUAAUCUCCUCGUGAAAGAAUUGAAGCUGAAGUAUAUUGAUAUUGGAGACAUGGAUAUCUCUUUUGAUGAAACCAAGCUUGCCGUCACGCUGGACUGCUCCGGAGGGAAGGAAAUCUAUACUCUGUUUAUAUUUGAAAUCCACGAUGUUAAUUACCGCAAAUGGCUUGGGUGCGGCGCGAGCGACAAGCAAAGAGCGUGGGCGCUUUCCCUCGACGAGACUGCCGUCUCCGUCUACACGCCAAUGCCAACCUCGUGCAGUAACCACUCAAGCCCGUCUUCCCUCUCUUCAUCUGGAUUGCGUAGAACCAUAAAAAAGAAGCCGUUGGGUUUGAAGCCAAGUAAGUCAUCUUUUUUUGAAGAUUCCACGAACGCCAUAUUCUCGCCGCCGAAGCACCACUGCCUGAAUAAAAUCGAACUUUUCGACCUUUCCGGCGAUGUGUUGUGGGUGAAUUCGACGUGUGUGAUGUACACCGUGCUGGAUGAAAAACUACGGCCACAUCAAAUCAUUUUUCACGAUACUGCGGCAAACCCUACCAAUCCUAACUCCAGCUGGAUUUGCUAUGAAGAAGAGGACGAGGCGUUCUGGUUGGAUUCUCUAAGCUUCACCGCGGAUGAUCGCUAUCUUGUCUUUGACAGCUCCUCUACCGAGAUCUCAAAUUGGUUUGUUUGCCCGACGGAAAGCGUGUUGAUAACCUUCUCGACUGCCAAUGCCGGUGGUUAUAAGGAAAGGCGAAGAGGGGCGGUGUUGAAGGUACCUUUUUUCUCCAAAGAAAUGGAGCGUAUGGAACGUCAUGUACGACAAAUAAGCAUCGAGCUCAGGGAAGCAGCUUUGACGAUGGAAUUAAUCGCGGACAACGCUCAUUUUGUAGAGCACUGCGCACCGACGGCACGUUUUCCUGUAAAUAGUAAAACACCUGUUGAGUUUGAUCUCGAACAUAAUGAACAGCUUCUAGGAAAAUCAGGAAACGCUGGGGCGUGGAUUAUGAUUUCGAACGCCCGCAACUGCACAAACUUUGCGAUAUUUUUCCUCCCCGACGAGAAUGCAACUUUUGAUUGGGAAAUAUCAUGUUCAAUGAUACCGGGGACGGAAGAUAUUAAAACCAUUUCCGAUGCUUCGAAGAAAAAGUCUACAAACCCCGAGACGUUUGCAGACGAAAAGAAGUGUAUGGGGUCGGAUACCUGGCCGUUGCUCUUUGAGUACGACUCUAACACAAAGGUUGAAUCAGUGUCGUCUUUCAGCGAUUUUUUACUUAUCACGGUUUCUCGUAAUGCGUCAUUGGAGGUUUUCUUUUGCCCUCUGCAUCUUAUUUGGGAUUGGUGGGCUCACGCUUAUCCUCCUGAGGAUGCGCAAAAGGUCCCAUCUAAUAGUUCAAUUGUCGAGAGGUCGGUUGAGGUCUCACCUUUAGAAAUAAAAAAGACCCGUGAAAUCCGAACUUUCCCCCCACCCCUUAGUCUAAGCAGGACCAUUUCCCUAUCGAACCUCUUGAGACGAGAAUUCAAUUCUGUGAAGGAUAACGAAUGGCUUCGUUUUGACGUCCACGACGAGCUCAUGAGCGCGAUGAAACCCGCCUUUGUCAAUUUCGAUUCCUUUCUCAUGGCCGCACCUACCGGUAUCGCAGCUGCGAUGGCGGACGGGGAUUCCCCCUCCCAAGAAACAACCAAGGCGUUUUGCUUUCCACCGUCGUUAUUCUUUGCGCACUUUCAGAACGGAUGCCUCCCCGAGGAAGGAGGGGCGAGCGGUCUUGGCCUUCCUCAGGGCGCCCUACCUUUUUCUUUUCAACCACGGCAGGGGGUUUCGACCGCCGCUUUUCCGCAAUCAGACUUCUACGUAAGCCCUCUGCUGGACAGCUCGGAGAGCAGCACGACCCACGCCGAUUUCAUCGCGCAGACCUUCACGUUGUCGGUAUCGCAUCUAUUGCGGCCGACCAUUCAUUAUCAGUGGAAGUACAUUUCUCCACACGGGAGGUCUGGCGACCACAUCGAGACUAACAAUCGUGAAAGCCACGGGGAAAAGGGAAGUCUUUUGGUGAAAAUUCUACGAAAAGAGGUCGUGCGAGGGCGAUCCUAUAACCCAUCCGAGUAUAACGGCUUUGUGUUGUGGGUGCCUUCGGAGUACGCCUUUGUGAACAGCUCUGGGUGUGGGGCACUGAUGCCGGUUCCAACAAAAGAUCCUUCCGAGACGACUUUUCUGCCUGUGUUUACAAUUUGGAAGAAAGAUCUCUUUCACUGGGGCAGGAAUAGCGCUCUUUUAAAUGUUUACGGAUCCUACGGCGACAGCUUUGAAUCGGAUUUUUUACCGGAGCGGCUUGUUUUGUUGGAUCGUGGCUUCGUAUGGGCCUAUGCCGCGGUGCGAGGGGGCGGUGAACUUGGCAUUCCAUGGCGUAAUGCCGGCCGAAAGCUCCAGCGCGCGACUUCCGUAAAUGACUUUAUUAGCAUUUCGAGCUUUCUGAUGGACGUUGGGUUGUGCGCGAGGGGUUUUUUGGCGUCGUCGGGGUCCUCCGCAGGGGGGAUGAUAGUCUGUCGGGCCAUGAACGCCGCUCCGGAUCUAUACCUCUCUGUGGUCUCUACAGUUCCUUUUGUGGACUGCCUUGCGACCCUUCUCGACGAUUCCCUUCCUCUUACCCUAACAGAACGAGAGGAAUUUGGGGAUCCGACCACCGACGAGACGGCGUUUGAGCUCAUUCACGGGAUCUCCCCGGUUUUGACGGUCCCCUCACGGGCCACAUCGCCGAAUUUGCUGUUGGAGACCAGCCUCGAGGAUACGCGGGUGGGGUUUUGGGAGCCGAUGAAGCUCGCCGCGAUGGUGCGCUCGCGGAUGCGCCACGGCGAAUCCGUCCGCCGCAUUGUCGUGCUCUUCUGCCAUCCCAACGCCGGCCAUGGCGGGGCAAGCGGGCGUUAUGAGCGCAUUAAAGAAAUCGCAAGGGAGUUCACCUUCGUGAUCGACGCGGCAAAGCGAGAGCGCGGAGAUUGGAAUCUCGAAUAA
Messenger RNA from Phytomonas sp. Hart1, 3501 nucleotides. The record is from the annotation of a GenBank genome assembly. Lineage: Eukaryota; Euglenozoa; Kinetoplastea; Trypanosomatida; Trypanosomatidae.